AAGGGAUCCAACUCUCUCUGACGGAGCGGAGCCAAAUGUGCUUCUGAUGAGGUGAGGAGUCCGUGGCACAGAAGGUACAUGGGGGCUGAAAAAUCUCCUAACUCUGGCCGGGGAAACUGCAAGGAAGGACAAAUCAAAAGGAGGGUACAAACAGGAGGUGUAGACUGCCUCUCACUGUAGUCUCUCUGCCACUAUCAUGAGCUGGAGUUUCCUGACUCGCCUGUUGGAAGAAAUCCACAACCACUCAACAUUUGUGGGCAAGAUCUGGCUCACAGUCCUCAUCGUGUUCCGCAUUGUCCUGACAGCUGUAGGAGGCGAAUCCAUCUACUACGAUGAGCAGAGCAAGUUUGUCUGCAACUCAGGCCAGCCAGGCUGUGAGAACGUCUGCUACGAUGCCUUCGCUCCGCUCUCGCAUGUCCGCUUCUGGGUUUUCCAAAUCAUACUGGUGGCCACGCCUUCGCUCAUAUACCUGGGCUAUGCAGUCAACAAAAUCACACGGGCAGAGGAGCAGGCAGGGGGAGUGGGUGGUUAUUCAAGGAGGAAAAACAAGAAGCCCUAUCUGUCAGGCAGGAGGCAGCACAGGGGCAUUGAAGAGGCCGAGGAUGACCAAGAAGAAGACCCAAUGAUCUAUGAGAUGGCAGAGGUGGAGAGUGAUGGUGGAGGAGCAGCAAAAGAAAACAUUGGUGAUGGACCGACGAAGGUCAAAGUACGCCACGACGGACGGCAGCGCAUCAAGGCAGAUGGACUGAUGCGAGUUUAUGUGCUUCAGCUCCUGGUCCGCUCCUUGCUUGAGGUGGCUUUCCUGUGUGGACAGUAUGCCUUGUACGGUUUUGCUGUCCCUGCCUCAUAUGUAUGCUCAGACCUGCCUUGCCCUCACAGCGUGGACUGCUUUGUGUCACGGCCCACUGAGAAAACCAUUUUCCUCCUCAUUAUGUACACCGUCUCCCUGCUCUGCCUGGUGCUCAACAUAUGGGAGAUGCUUCACCUGGGCGUAGGAACCAUCUGCGACAUUGUUCGCUACCACAGGUCAGAGCUCUCAGAUGAUGAGCUUUACGGGCUCACACACGGCGUUCUUAACGAGGCCAGAUCGAGUGGGGAGGACUACAGCAGCUACCCUUUUUCUUGGAAUGCACCGUCAGCUCCACCAGGAUACAACAUUGCCAUCAAGCCUCCCCUGGUAUCUGCAGGACACCAUGAACAACCGCUACCCAUCACUGAUCUCAGUAACGCAAAGAUGGCAUGCAGGCAGAACCACGUGAACAUCGCCCAGGAGGAGCGCCAGCAGUAUGCCAAUAAUGAUGAAAACCUGUCGACACACGGGAUGGGAGAUUGCCCCCAAGGCAUUCAUGGGGACAUUCAUCAGCCUCAGAGCAGGCCGGAGGCAGAAAGUCAGGCCUACAGCCAACCACAGAUCCACAAUAAUAACCACAAGAAGCCUCAGCGAGAACGCAAACACAGACAACAAGCCUCUAAACACACCGGCAGCAAAACAGACGCAGACAGAGGCAGCAGCACCAGCAGCAGCAAAUACGGAGUCAUAAAGGGGUCAGAGUGGAUUUGAGAAACAGACUUUGACUCAUGAUCUUUGUAACUGUUUAACAAUGAAAAUCCCUCUUGCACAGAUACAGUAGUUACUUUUGUGUGUUCAUUCUGUAGUCAGGUGGACACAUCCCCAAGGAUGCAUUAUUUUCUUUGUUUUUCACACUAUUACAACAACUUUGAGGGAAUAUUAGUGACAGAAUCUACCUUACCAGCCUGCAGAAACUUCUGAACAUUUAACUCUGGUAACAUUUUUGGCAAAUCUAUAAAAAGAGAUGUGCCAACUAAGGUGUUUAUAAGUAGUUUAAAUUAUGCAAACAGGAAGUUGACAUUUACAUUUAGAGCUGAAAUAAUCGAUACAUCAAAAGAUUAGACUGUUUUAUUCUUGUUUUCCGUUUAAACUGAAGACAUUUGGGUCUAGACUGGAAUAAGACUGAUUUCUAUACAAAACAGCAAACGCAACAACUUAGUCAUUGUAAAACAGUGAUGGACAUUUAUAUAGUGUUAAUGACUGAACAUCCAAGUAGUCUGGAUCAAAACCUGAGGAAAAUGUAGAUGCCAUUUUGUUUAACAUCAUUCUACAAUAUAAGAUAGAUUCUGCUACUAAUAUGUUACUGUAAAUUUGAAGCCAAACGGAGGUUAUGUGUGGAUGUGUGGGUAAUGGGGAAUAUGUAAACAAUCAGGAUCAUUGUUUUUCCUCACGCAAUAUUUCAUUGGAGGGGGGUAAAGUAACUUAUUGACUUUUUAUGGUUUUUUUUCCUCAGAGUUUCUGGGUGAAAUCUACUGUUUUCAUUUA
Molecule: messenger RNA, 2335 nt
Organism: Cheilinus undulatus (humphead wrasse)
Lineage: Eukaryota; Metazoa; Chordata; Actinopteri; Labriformes; Labridae
Product: gap junction gamma-1 protein-like
Exons: 3
Coding region: 197-1561 (454 amino acids)
Biological process (GO): cell communication
Cellular component (GO): connexin complex
Source: RefSeq, a predicted model, not a curated record